UUGGGGAGCGCUGUGCGGAGUACUGAGCCUAAACCUCUGAGUGCUUCUCCGCGUUGCCGGGUAUCCAGCACCCGCUUGGCGAGGCAAGGCGAGGUGUCGAGCCGGCAGGGAGUCCUCAGCCCCAAUGCGCCCUCCCCGCGAGGCUGCCGGCAGUCGCCUCUGAGAAGUCGGGGGGCGGCGCCCGGGGCACUCCCCCCACCGCCGUUGCCAGGGGCUCGGGAACUGGUUUGUUUCGUCAGGCGGUGCGGACCCGUGUCCUGGGGCGUUGGCCGUGGCGGCGCGGGUUGCGGUCGCAUGCCCUUUCCGGACCGCUAGGGGGAUGCCUCUGCCUGUCUGAGCCCCCCAGGAAGGCGGCGACCCCGGACGGUGUCUGCCCCGCGGCCUGGGUCCUGAGAUAUAGCAUAUCUAUUAAGAUGCCUUAGAAAAAUAACCAUGGAGAAGUAUGUUAGAGUACAGAAGAUUGGAGAAGGUUCAUUUGGAAAAGCCAUUCUCGUUAAAUCUACAGAAGACGGCAGACAGUAUGUUAUCAAAGAAAUUAACAUCUCAAGGAUGUCCAAUAAAGAAAGGGAAGAAUCAAGGAGAGAAGUUGCAGUGCUGGCAAACAUGAAGCAUCCAAACAUUGUCCAGUACAGAGAAUCGUUUGAAGAAAAUGGCUCUCUCUACAUAGUGAUGGAUUACUGUGAAGGAGGGGAUCUGUUUAAACGAAUCAAUGCUCAGAAAGGCAUUUUGUUUCAAGAGGACCAGAUUUUGGACUGGUUUGUACAGAUAUGUUUGGCCCUGAAACAUGUACAUGAUAGAAAAAUUCUUCAUCGAGACAUAAAAUCACAGAACAUAUUUUUAACCAAAGAUGGGACAAUACAACUUGGAGAUUUUGGAAUCGCUAGAGUUCUUAAUAGUACUGUAGAGCUGGCUCGAACUUGCAUAGGGACUCCAUACUACUUAUCACCUGAAAUCUGUGAAAACAAACCUUAUAAUAAUAAAAGUGACAUCUGGGCUCUGGGAUGUGUCCUUUAUGAGAUGUGCACACUUAAACAUGCAUUUGAAGCUGGCAAUAUGAAAAACCUGGUACUGAAGAUAAUAUCUGGAUCUUUUCCACCCGUGUCUUUGCAUUAUUCUUAUGAUCUCCGCAGUUUGCUCUCUCAAUUAUUUAAAAGAAAUCCUAGGGAUAGACCAUCAGUCAACUCCAUAUUGGAGAAAGGUUUUAUAGCCAAACGCAUUGAAAAGUUUCUCUCCCCUCAGCUUAUUGCAGAAGAAUUUUGUCUAAAAACACUUUCCAAGUUUGGAGCACAGCCUGUACCAGCUAAAAGACCAGCUUCAGGACAAAGCUUGGCUUCUGUUGUGUCUGCUCAGAAAAUUACAAAGCCUGCUGCUAAAUAUGGAGUACCUUUAACGUAUAAGAAAUAUGGAGAUAAAAAAUUACAUGAGAAGAAACCACUCCAAAAACAUAAACAGGCCCAUCAAAGUCCAGUGAAGAAAGUGAAUCCUAGAGAAGAAAGGAGGAAACUGUUUGAGGAACCAGCAAGAAAGGGAAGGUUGGAAUUGAAUGAAAAAGAAAAGAAACAAAAGGAUCAGGUUAGUUUAAUGAAGGCUGAACAGAUGAAAAGGCAAGAAAAGGAAAGGUUGGAGAAGAUAAAUAGGGCCAGGGAACAAGGAUGGAGAAACGUGCUAAGUGCUGGAGGGAGCGGUGAGAUGAAGGCUCCCUUUUGUGGCAGUGGAGGGGCUGUGGCUCCAUCGUCUUUUUCUUCUCGAGGACAGUAUGAACAUUAUCAUGCUAUUUUUGAUCAAAUGCAGCAACGAAGAGCAGAAGAGAGUGAGGCUAAAUGGAAAGGAGAAAUACAUGGCCGAAGGCUUCCAGAAAGGCACAAGGGACAGCUGGCUGUGGAAAGAGCAAAACAAGUAGAAGAGUUUCUGCAGCGGCGACGGGAAGCGAGGCAGAACAAGGCUCGGGCCGAGGGACAUAUGGGCAUCCUGCACAACCUGGCAGCUCUGUAUGGAGGCAGGCCCAGCUCUUCACGAGGAGGGAAGCCGAGAAACAAAGAGGAAGAGGUUUAUCUGGCAAGGCUGAGACAAAUAAGACUGCAGAAUUUCAAUGAGCGCCAACAGAUUAGAGCCAAGCUUCGUGGUGAAAAGGCAGAAACUGACAGCUCCGAAGGACAGGAAGGAAGUGAGGAUGCUGAUGUGAGGCGUAAAAAAGUGGAAGUGCUGAAGGCCCAGGCGAGUGCCCGAGCGGCCGUGCUGAAGGAGCAGUUAGAGCGCAAGAGGAAGGAGGCGUACGAGAGAGAGAAGAAGGUGUGGGAGGAGCAUUUGGUGGCCAAAGGAGUAAAGAAUUCUGAUAUGUCUCCACCUUCAGUGCAGCAGGAAGCAGGUGGCUCUCCAUCAAAGCAACAGAUAAGACCUGUUAUUUCUGUGACUUCAGCUUUGAAAGAAAUGGGUAUGGACAGCAGUUUAACUGAUGCCCAGGAAACCUCAGAAGAGAUGCAGAAGACUAACAAUGCUAUUUCAAGUAAGCGCGAAAUACUACGUAGAUUAAAUCAGAAUCUUAAAGCUCAAGAAGAUGAAAAGGGACAGCAGAGUCCUUCUGAAACGAGUGUGAUAAUUGUUCACGAAGACACCAAAGAGCAGGAGAAAGAAAAAUCAGUUUCGUCAGAUCGCAAGAAAUGGGAGGCCGGAGGCCACCUGGUGAUUCCUGUGGAUGAAUUAGCACUGGACUCGUCCUUCUCUGAGACUGAAAAACACACAGUGGGAGAGGUUAUUAAAUUAGAUCCUGGUGGAUCUCCAAGAAAAGUUUGGGGAAAAAGUCCUACAGAUUCUGUUCUAAAGAUACUUGGAGAAGCUGAACUACAACUUCAGACAGAACUGUUGGAAAGCACAACUAUUAGAAGUGAGAUUUCUCCUGAAAGGGAGAAGUGUAAACCCUUAAUUACUGAAGAAGAAAAAAUAAAAUGUGUUUCAUAUGAAAUGAACCCAUCAGCUACUGUUGAUUCUUCUGUUGAGACAAACGGUCCAAACUUUAGUGAGGCAUCUCCACAGACAGCACUGAAACCAGGAGGAAAUUUGGAUGAGCCUGAUGACUUGGAGGCAGAAGUGCUGCAGGAGCCCAGUGGGGCAGACAGAGAUGGAGGCUUGCCAUGCCCUGUACUCGACAUGUGGGUUAGGGAGAUAAAAGGAACAAAGGAGGCUGACAGGUUGGAAGAUAGGAUCACCAUACAGCAAAAUGAAAUUUCUGAAGAUGGAGCCUCGAGGAGCGUGGAUCACCUUAGUGAAGUUCAUGUAGAACCUGGAGGGGAUGGUUCUCCACACUCUGAGUGCGAUGUAGAUCAAUCUAUGCAACCUGAACCGUUUUUCCAUAAAGUAGUUCAUUCCGAACACUUGAAAGUCUCUCAAGUUCAGUCAGUUCUCAGUCCAUCAGAAGAAUCCUUUCCACUUCGAUCUCACUCUGAUUCACCACCAAGAAAUAAAAAACAGAAUUCCUUGCUGAUUGGACUUUCAACUGGUCUGUUUGAUGCAAACAACCCAAAGAUGCUGAGGACGUGUUCACUUCCAGACCUCUCAAAGCUGUUCAGAACGCUCAUGGAUGUCCCCAUUGUUGGAGACGGACGUCAGGACAAUCUUGAAAUGGAUGAAAUGGAGGAUGAGCAUGUUAAAGAAGGACCUUCUGACUCUGAAGACAUUGUGUUUGAAGAGGCUGACGCAGACUUACAAGAGCUUCAGGCCUCCAUGGAGCAGCUGCUGCGGGAGCAGCCUGGGGAGGACGACAGUGAGGAGGAGGAGUUGGGCCUGAAGACCAGCGACGCUGAGCAGGCCGCCAAUGGGACAGGGACGGACGGGGGCGACGAGGACGACAACCCCAGCAGCGAGAGCGCCCUCAACGAGGAGUGGCACUCGGAUAACAGUGAUGGUGAGAUAACUAGUGAAUGUGAAUAUGAUAGUGUCUUUAAUCAUUUAGAGGAACUGAGGCUUCACCUGGAGCAGGAAAUAGGCUUUGAAAAGUUCUUUGAGGUUUAUGAGAAAAUAAAGGCUGUUCAUGAAGAUGAAGAUGAAAAUAUUGAGAUUUGUUCAACAAUAGUGCAGAAUGUUUUGGGAAAGGAACAUCAGCAUCUCUAUGCCAAGAUUCUUCAUCUAGUCAUGGCAGAUGGAGCCUAUCAAGAAGAUAAUGAUGAAUAAUCCUCAGAACAUUCUUUAAUCUGCAACUGAAUGAAAGCAUUUAAAUGUUGGCUCAUCAGAAUAACACACUUCAGUGGGAAAUGUAGCAACUUUUUAUAAAUGAAAUAUUGGAUUUAAGAUGGGCAUGCUGAUUGCAUGAAAAUGAUGGAGAAACAUGCCAUUUUCCAAUUAAGAUUCUAGUUUUUUAUCUAUUUUAUUUUGUUUGUUGAGUUCUAUAGUUACCUCCUAUAGAAUAUAUACUUUAUUAAAUCAUCCAACAAAAGUGUAAGACACAGUGAUCCAGACUGGACUUAAUGGCUUUGAGGAAGAUGUACCAUGCAGCAAGGUAACUUUUACUUUCAGCAACUGUCUUUAAGUUGAAAGAAUUACUUCUGUUUCAAAAGACCUGCCUAUGGCUUUUCAUUUAUGCAUUUAAGCAUGACCCUUUUUUUCUGUCUACUUGUUUUCAUGGCCAGCAUUUCUGGAUUAAAUAACUUUGUCAAGGGCUCUAUUUAAAUCUUUACAUUUCAAAGGUGGAAUUUUUUGGCUUAAAGUUUAUGUUAUUAGUCCUUUUUCAACUAGUGUGUCUCCUGAACUAGCUGAAUGGAAACAGGCUAUAGAAAAAGUCUUAGAAAUCAUUGAAAAAUUUGAUUAUGAAAGAAUAGCAAAAUUAUAUUUCCUGAUAUUUAAAAAGUUGGUUAAUUACUUUUGUUUCUCUUUGAGGACCAGAAUGAGGAAAAAUGUAUUUAAAAAUUAGUCUGUGAAUUUUAACAUUGACCUAGCAUAUAGCAUAAAGUUGCCGUUUUGGUUUUCAACUUCCUCCCCUGCAUAUGCUUUUUAAUUGAGAUUCAAAAGGAGAAAGGAAUCAUUUUUAUUUUGAUACUCUGACAGUUUUAGGAACUAGAAUUCCAAAGGGGGAAAAUGUUUGCCUUUUCAGUUCCAUUAUGGAAGGAUUUAGUUCCAUCAUUAAGACAGUGGUCACACAACUUCAAUUGCAAAUGUCAGGUAUUACAUCACUAGAGAUGUCUGAAGUCCAGAUGCUUUUAGUAAUAAAAACAGAAUUUUGGAAACUCUGAGAACAAAGAAGCCUCAGUGGCAUAAUCUAUAAUUCAAACAGUAAAAUCUCACCUUGCAGCACUAUCGCAGUAUCAGUACUAUGCUGAAUUUAUUAUGUGUAUUAUUUCUAACAUCCAAAAUUAAAUACUUGUUUUUUAUAUGUUUGUUUAUUUUAUGAUAUUACUAUUAAAUUUUUAUUAUC
Molecule: messenger RNA, 5401 nt
Organism: Hippopotamus amphibius kiboko
Lineage: Eukaryota; Metazoa; Chordata; Mammalia; Artiodactyla; Hippopotamidae
Gene: NEK1
Product: NIMA related kinase 1
Exons: 34
Coding region: 433-4164 (1243 amino acids)
Biological process (GO): protein phosphorylation
Molecular function (GO): protein kinase activity; ATP binding
Source: RefSeq, a predicted model, not a curated record